CUACGACUUUCAGAGUGUGGUGCUACAAGUUAAAGGACUUUGUGGAUCACAAACCAGCACUUCAAUUUCAACUGCCAUCAGAGAAAUGCUGGGACGAUUCUGACACCGGGAUCAAAACCAUGAAAACUACGCUGUUACAAGCUGUCAACAGACGAUUCGGCGACGUCCAAGAAGAACCGCUUUACUCAGUUGCCACUUUACUCGAUCCACGGUACAAAGACAGAUACUUCACAAGAAAAGAGGCGGCCAAGUUUGCAAAGGAUGCUCUGGCACGAGAGGUUGAGAAGAUGGAGGAAAUACUGCAGAGGACAUCGACUAUAGUAGGUGAGCCAGUAGCUAAGCUUCUCUGCCUGGAAGCAGCCAGGCCUAGUACAAGUACAAGCGAAUGCAGCUUAAGCAGUCUGUUUGAAGAAAUUUUGGAGGAGCAUGAAGAACCCACUGCAGGAAGAAGCGUCACAAGCACUACUAGUCAGAUACAGACAUAUUUGGCAGAGCAAACCAUUCCCCGCUCUGACAGUCCAUUCCAGUAUUGGAGAAUGAACCAGCACCGCUUCGCUGCCCUGGCUGCAACUGCCGUCAAAUUUCUCUGCGCCCCUUGUACCAGUGUUGAAAGUGAAAGAUUGUUUAGCACAAUCUCCAGUGUUGUAGGUGAAAAGAGGAGUCGACUAACUGCAGACAAAGCAGAAAUGCUGUUCUUCCUAAAAAAAAACUUACCCUUGGUGCUUAAGUGAACUUGAGACUCGAGCAAGAAAGCAAUCAUUACUGUUAUUUCUGAUUGUCUACUUGUUAGCCAUUUAUAUCUACUUUGUUGCCGCUGCUGCUACAAUGUUCUUACUUGAAUUGCUCAUUAUUCCAAAAUGUUUUAUGAAAAUGCCUUUGCACUAUACCAGCACUACUUGUAAUGUCUUGGAUUAUUUAUUUGAAAUAUUUAACUUGCACAAUAAAUGACAGAAUUGGAAUGCAGUUUAUUUAUUUACUUUGGGUGGGUCAGUGUGUGUGUUUAACCAAGU
Brienomyrus brachyistius is the source of this 1010-nucleotide messenger RNA. RefSeq names its product zinc finger BED domain-containing protein 4-like. The transcript has 3 exons. The coding region runs from base 120 to 731 and encodes 203 amino acids. Gene Ontology annotation, molecular function: protein dimerization activity. Lineage: Eukaryota; Metazoa; Chordata; Actinopteri; Osteoglossiformes; Mormyridae. The record is from RefSeq and is a predicted model, not a curated record.